UCUUAAGAGGGACUGCAAGAUUAAUGAAUAGACCAAUACAUCAGUCAAAAUACUGUUGGAGAGGGACAGCCUGGUACCAAAGAGUUUGGCAGCAGUUGUGACUCUAGCCAAACGUCACCUGGCUGGUAUGGAGUUACAGACUUUUGACUCACUUAGAGAGAGCGAGAGAGAAGUGCUGCAUUUGCCUGCUGUCGUUUCCAUUUGGAUAAUUUUCAGUUGAAGAAGGAGGAACUCUGUGUACACUGAGCAAGUCCUGGGACAGCCUGUUCUGAGGAUCCAGAAAGCCAUGGCACUGAUGUUUCUGCCCACUGACCAGCUGAGGACACUGACCUGAGAGAUGGAGCAUUAUCUCUGUCCAGCUAACAUUGGGGUCAGAGUACUCCUGGCGUGAAAGCUCCAUACUAAAAUCGAGGUUGUACCAAAGGAUCCUCAUGUGUCAGAGGGGGUGAUUGACAACGCAAUAGAUAUGGACAGUCUGAACAGGAACCUGCCUGAGUGUGGACGGCAAACCCAUCAGGUGUUACAGAGCACGCCACUGGAUCUGUUUGAGGGCGGCAAGGGGCUGAAGGUCCAGGCAGAGCGCCCCCAUCUGGUCAGUCUGGGCAGUGGCCGUCUCAGUACGGCCAUCACACUGCUGCCCCUUCCUGAAGGCAGGACCACGUUGGGCCAUGGGGCGAUGGACAUCAGCAUCCAGGGUCCAGGAGUUGCCGCCCAGCACUGCUACAUAGAGAACCGGGCAGGGAUCAUCACUCUCCACCCCUGUGGGAACCAGUGUGCCACAGACGGGCUUCCUGUCACCAAACCGGUCCGCCUGUCACAAGGCUGUAUGCUGUGUUUUGGCCAGUCAGUAUUUUUCCGCUUCAACCACCCAGAGGAGGCGUUCAGGAUGAAGAGCAUGAUGCCAGGGGGAAGCAAGGGCUCCGGUGGGAACUACAGAAUCCACUCAGACUCAAAGAGCCUGGUCAAUGGGAACCAUCAAUCAGGAGCAUCCCAGUCGCACCACCCAGCCCCCGGUGAGAGAGUCCCUCGCUCCGAGCAUAGUGCCAUCGUCAGCUCCAUCGAAAAGGACCUCCAGGACAUCAUGGACUCCCUAGUCAUGGAUGAUCCCCAGCCUUCCUCUUCAGACUCAAAACAUCCAGACCACCCCAUCCCCCACUCCCCGCUGUCCCCCAUGGUCAACGGAGGAGGCCGCUACCUCCUCUCCCCUCCCACCAGCCCAGGGGCCAUGUCAGUGGGCUCUAGCUAUGAGAACACCUCCCCGCCCUUCUCCCCUCUGUCCUCUCCCUCGGCGGCCAGCAGCGCAGGCAGCUACACCAGCCCUUCUCCCAGCGGCUGCCUGGACCCCCAGGACCUAUCCCUGCCCCCCGUGCCGGUCCGCUCAUCCAGCUACAACUACGCAACUACACCACCCAUCCCCCAGCCAAGGACCAUAAUGACAAACUACAGCCCCGGCGGUGGGGUGCAGAGGGUUCCUGAGAGCCCCAGGCUCCAGAGGAAAUGUCUCCUGGAGGCCCCCCAGAGCCCCAAGCCGGCUCGCAGAGGCCAGAGCCUGGACAGCCCAGGGGUGAUGGGUUCAGAGAGCCCUAGACUGACCCACCUAUCUGUUGCAUCAGCCGAUGCCGGGUACAUGGGCAGGAACGCAGUGCCAAGUAACCCCAGACUCACCUCCAAUUCCCCCUAUGCCGCCACGGCUUCCUCACCAUCCAGUCCCAGGACGAAAACGGGCACCAUCCUCCAGGAGCGUCCGGCCAGCCCCUUCAGAGAGCAGGCGGACCGCUCCCUCACCUCCAGCUCUUCCAGACAGCUGCUAUCCCAGUCCAGCAGGGCCUUCCAGCCUCCCCUGGACCCCAUCGUCCACAUAAUCCAGGGGGGCUCUCCACUCCAGCAGCACCACCCCUUCCCCCACCCUCUCACGCUGCAGCCCCCAAAGAGCCCCCGGCUCUCCCACAGGAACCUCGACCUCAGUGGCGGUGGUGGCAGCAGCAUGAGGGAGCUCCCCCCUCUCAGCCCCUCCAUGGCUCGCAGAGGGGUGCCUGUUCUCCCCGGGGCUCUCCCUGGAAGUAUCCCCAUGUUGAGAACGCCCGAGAGCCCAUCAUCAUUGGGGAAGCUGGGAGUCCCGGAGAGCCCCGCGCUCCGACGCAAGGCCGGCUCCCCCCCGGAGGACCAGUUUGGCGGCAGUGUGGUCCGAGCCCGCAGCCCCUCCCCUACCUUGGGGCUGAUGAUGAUGGAGAGUGGGGGAGGGGGAAGGAAGGCCAGCUUUGGGAACGCCCUCUCCCCUGCUUACAGCCUGGGUUCCCUACCUGGCUCUUCGCCUCUCGCCAGCCCUAGGGGCCAUAGGAAGAUGUCCGGGGGCCCCCGGGAUCAGAGGGGCCCCCACCCGGGCAUGCGGGAACGGAAAAACAGCAUCUCUGAGAUCAGCGACAACGAGGACGAGCUGUUGGAGUACCACCGGCGCCAGAGAGAGGAGAGGCUCAGGGAGCAGGAGAUGGAGAGACUGGAGAGGCAGAGGCUAGAGACCAUCCUGAACCUGUGCGCCGAGUACAACAAGGGCGACGGGCCCUUUGGGGGCGAGGCAGAGGAGAGGAUGGGCUUCCCUGGGAGCCUGGGACCGGGGGAGGGGGCGGCCAGGAGACCCUCUAUGGACAGCUUGGUGGGGGCCGGCUCGCUGCAUCGUAGCAUGGCCCAGAGACAGCAGAGGGAGAGCGACGAGGAGAACCUCAAGGAGGAGUGCAGCAGUACAGAGAGCACCCAUCAGGAGGUGAGGACGCCACUUCCUCCACAGGCCCUCCACAAUGGAGACCGAUACCAGCAUGAGGAGCAGUCUGUUUCUGGCAGCGUGGAGCGGACAGAGCUGGGUUACCUGGAGGACGAGAGGGUCAGAGUGCUGGCCCGAGUCGACGAGCUCAAAUCACGAAUAACAGAGCUGGAGCAACAGCUACAGGAGUCCAAGCAGGAGGCAGAGAUGGAGCGGGCCCUGCUGCAGGGGGAGAGGCAGGCAGAACUGGACCAGGUAGAGGCAGAGACGGAGAUCAUCGGACAGCUGCAACACAAGCUCAACGAGCUGGAGAAUGCCAUCCAGAGGGAGAAAGACAAGGCAUUGCCAAAUCCUGGAUGGCCUCCCAAGACCGUAUCUAGUUGGUUUUGCCAUCCCAAGGAGAGGGAAAAUGUUGACGCAGAGCGCCGAGACCUGGCGAGCCUCCAGGAGGGUUACAGUGAGCUGAAGAACCAGCUUCAUAACUGCCCCGAGUCACUGAGGGAGCAGUUACAGGAACAGCUCAGAAGGGAGGGCGAGACCCUGGAGUCAGAGACAAAACAGUUUGAGGACCUGGAGUUCCAGCAGCUGGAGAGAGAAAGCAGCCUGGAGGAGGAGAGGGAGACCAUCAGUCAGCAGCUGCUGCAGGAGAGGGCCGAGUACCACACCAGCGUGGCCAAGAGGAAGGACAAGGUGGCAGCUCUGGAAGGCCAGGCCAGUCAGCUGGGACAGCAGGCGUCUCAGGAGUGUGACAGGCUGGCUAAGGACAGGAACCUUACCCUGCAGAUUCUCCAUAAGGAGAAAGAGAGGCUAUCGGCCUUAGAGAAGAGGUACCUCAGCCUUACCGGAGGAAGGUCUUUCCCUAAGUGUUCCAGCACCAUGAAAGAGGAAUUGCUCCAUAUCAGCCAGACUGACCUGUUAGAGGACUCCCACUCCCAGCAUCCUCUCUGCCGUCCCGCUGCUUCCUAUUUAAGCGCCGCCUCUCAGUUAUACCCAGGGGGCAGCCCGACAGAGGAGUACGUGACUGUGGGCCAGUUAACUCAGUUCUUUGGGAUGCCGAAGGUCGAGUCCUCCCCUACCUCUCCUCUCCGGCCCCUCCAGUCAGGAGCUGGAGACCCCGCCUUCUCCUGCCUCUCCUUUCGUCACGGCUCCUCCCCCUCUCUCUCUGUUGAGUAUCAGCCUGAGUGCAGUAGGCCUCAAAUCCCCACUCUCGAUUUAGAGCAGUGGUACCAGGAGGUGAUGGCUGCUGUGGAGAGCAGCCAGCUCUGCCCCCCUCCCCCUCUCCCAGCUAAACCUCUCUCCACUCGCAGGCCUAUGCAGGUGUUCCGUUCCAAGCUGGACAGUGAUGCUGGACAGACGGUACAUCAACCCAAAGCAGGCUCCGGAUCCCAUCUGCAGUACUUAGCCACUACACUGGGACGCAACACGACCUCCAAGAGCCCACUGAUGGUUCCCAACAGUACAGGCAGUUUGCCACGGAACUUGGCUGCCACCAUGCAGGACAUAGAGACCAAGAGAGCGCUAGCCUUACAGCAGAAAGAGUCCUCCUUGCCUUCCACGUCUGAGACUCCCUGCUCCACCAUGGACAAUCCCACAGACAGACAGAUAGACAGACAGACCACUCAACCUGGGAGCCAACAGGUGAUCGAGGAGCAGCGGCGUCGAUUGGCUGAGCUGAAGCAGCGGGCUGCAGUGGAGGCCCAGUGCCAGUGGGAUGCGCUCCACGGCUCUCAGACCCACCUCUACGCCCCCUCACACGCCCACGGCCCUCCCAUGGUGCACCACUCCAUCCUGCACCACCAGCCGCCAUCGGCGGGCGAGCAGCCGUACGACACACUGAGCCUGGAGAGCUCCGACAGCAUGGACACCAGCGUCUCCACAGGCAACAACUCUGCCUGCUCCCCUGACAACAUGUCCAGUGCCAGUGGGAUGGAUGCGCUGAAGAUCGAGGAGAUGGAGAAGAUGCUGAAGGAAGCCCACCUAGAGAAGGCCAGGCUCAUAGAAUCCAGAGAGCGAGAGAGCCAUGCCCGUAGGCAGAUGCUGGAGGAGGAGAGGAGGCGGCGCGAGGAGGCUGAGAAGAGGCUGCAGGACGAGACGGUGCACAGGCAGCAGCUGGUGGACAAGGAGGUGAAGAUGAGGAGCAAGAACUUCUCCCAGGCCCGUCCUAUGACUCGUUACCUGCCCAUCCGCAAGGAGGAGUUUGACCUGCGCUCCCACAUCGAGUCAUCCGGCCACAACGUGGAGACCUCUCACCACGUGAUCCUCACAGACAAGAUGUGUAAGGGUUACCUGGUCAAGAUGGGCGGCAAGAUCAAGUCGUGGAAGAAACGCUGGUUUGUCUUCGACCGCCUCAAAAGGACCUUGUCCUAUUACGUUGACAAGCACGAGACCAAACUGAAAGGAGUCAUCUAUUUCCAGGCCAUUGAAGAGGUCUAUUACGAUCACCUGCGUAGCGCCACGAAGAAAAUAUUUUUCAACCUCAAUUUGACCAAUAGCCCCAAUCCCUCAUUGACCUUCUGUGUGAAGACUCACGACAGACUCUACUACAUGGUGGCCUCUGCCCCGGAGGCCAUGAGGAUAUGGAUGGAUGUUAUAGUAACUGGAGCAGAGGGCUACACGCAGUUCAUGAACUAAGAGACUUGUGUACGGUGGCCUAGCAGUGAAACGAUCAUAAGGAGACAGCUGGGACACACUUCAAUAGACUCAGGCCUUAUCCUCUCCCAGUAUUGGGAAAUUGCCUUGUUACGUUCAUUGUAUCUAUUUUGAAAUCACUUUACAAUAGACGUUUUUCUACUUCUGCCCGCAGAUUGAAAAAGACACUGUAUAUAACCAAUGUCAGACUUUCUGCUCAAAAGCCUUUAUUUUUGCCAAAUUGAGUGUUACAGGCUCUUGCUUGAGACCUACUUUGUGUAUCAGUGUCUAAUAGUUCACUUUUUUUUUUUACACUGGAAUAGUGGAGAAUAAACCUCAUUGAAACCAGUGAGGAAGACGAACUGUUGAGCCAUCGGCUUACUGCUGAACUAGAUUCCACUAAUGUUGCCAAGUCCUGAUGACAGCCAUUCCACUGAGACCAAACAGUACAAUAAUGCUAAUCAUUCUGUGCCUUGGUCAUAAUCCUAGUCAGUUAUUGUCACUGAACAGUAAGUUCCAGCCCCCCUGUAGAUCUGAUUGGAUAGGUGGUGACGCCAGGUCAAAUUGCUUCCGCUUUAGAAUGUCAUGAUCUGGUAGCUUGACGUUGUAUUUCUUUAUGGUUUAUGGUUAACCAUGUCACUCAAGUGUGAGAAAAGACCUUGAUAUAUUUUCCCCAAACCGAAAUGGGUAUAACCAAAUGUUCAAUGCUAGAAAAAGGUUUUAUACUGUAAAAUGUCACUCAUUCAACCAGUAUUGUACAAAAAUACAUUUCAAAAGAAGUCUAAUGGCCAAGGCUCUUCAGUUAACAGUAUACAUCUAGUCUCCCGCACUGUUGAACAUAGCUCCCAUCUGACACACCAUAUGUUGACUGUACACUUUCAUGUAUGGAUUCUCAAUUCAGAUCUAUUAAACCAGACUCUGUAACAUUU
Oncorhynchus tshawytscha (Chinook salmon) is the source of this 6312-nucleotide messenger RNA. Its product is annotated as pleckstrin homology-like domain family B member 1. The transcript has 27 exons. The coding region runs from base 467 to 5386 and encodes 1639 amino acids. NCBI's taxonomy places the organism in Eukaryota, Metazoa, Chordata, Actinopteri, Salmoniformes, Salmonidae. The record is from RefSeq and is a predicted model, not a curated record. Gene Ontology annotation, biological process: regulation of microtubule cytoskeleton organization. Gene Ontology annotation, cellular component: basal cortex. Gene Ontology annotation, molecular function: protein binding.